AUGGAAGGUCCGAAUUUGCGCUCGAAAUACACCUGCAAAAGUGUCAGUCCUUUGGGAAAUGACAGUACCAUUUAUGCGGGCUUGGUUAUCGAUGCCGUACUUGAUUCGGCUAUUUUGAAGGGGAAACUCACCGAGUUAAUUGGAUUAUGGCCAAUACUUGGCGGUGAUUUGCGCAAAGACACAAAACCAUGGUCUUUCACCUGUGGCUCUACUGUCGAUUACACCAGCAGGGCUAUUGACCAAUCACUGACUACAUAUCUUCCAAUUCAUCACGAACACAAUAGCAAUGAGCCAAGAAUUAUGAAAAUCUCGGAACUAUCUGAAAUUGAUGAGAGAUUCGUAUUCGAUGUCUCUCCCAGCUUCACAAACAGUUUCCGCCUUCGCGUCACUCUCCUUCAAGAUGCUACAUUGCUCUGUUUUGGGAUCGCGCACCAUAUUUGCGACGGCAAUGAUUGCUGGGAAGUGGUUAAAGCAUUCUGUGACCUACUUUCUAAUAAGACAAUCCCUUUGUUUGCUCUUCCACCCGAUGCCGGGGAUGUCCGAAUGUCUGAUCUGAUAAAAGUCAAAAAUGGGCGCACCGAAACGGAGGCCAAUUUUCACUACCAGAUGCAUUCGCAAAACUACGACAGCGGGAUAUUUAAGCUAGCAAUUAUUGUGUGGCGUGUGCUGCUGGCAGUUCUUGCUGUGAAGUUUGGAUUCCGGGAGGAUUUCAAAACCAAGUUUGUCUACAUUUCAGGCACAUGGGUCGACGAGUUACGGAUCAAAUCACAGGAAGGGCUGAAGGAUUGUUCCCCUGAGAUUCAACUCACACGAAAUGAUGUUAUCGCUGCAUGGUAUCUGAAAUGCGUCUAUUCCGCUCAACCUACACCUACGUCUCCUAAUCCAGUGGACUACUUCGGGGUUAUUAACUUUCGCCGCUUCCUCGAGCCCCCAAAGGCUGGAACAUACUACAUCCGUUGUAGCGUUGGGCCUCUUCGGUGUAAAUUCUCUGUGCAGCAGCUGAAAAAAGCCUCAGUUGGUGAGAUUGCACGGGAUAUACGCCUCACGACACUGCAAUAUACGUCCACCGGAUCCGUCCAACAAAGCCUUCGAUUCUCAGAAGAUCAUUCGUCAAAGACCCUAUCGUUAGCGCUGCGUGGGACUGGAAAACUAGGCUUAGCUGUUGUGUCCCACUGGACAACAUUCGAUUAUACAGGUCUUGAUUUCUCCGGAGCCAGACUGAACGGGCAAAAAGCGUCAGUUGUAUUUGUCAAUCCCAUGAUUGUGAACACAUUGAAACUCAACAUAGUACCUGUGGCAGUCGUCACGAAGGAUGGGUCGGGAGGUUACUGGAUUCGCGCUACAAAUACGUCAACUGGCUGGGAACGGUUCAGCCGAUCUCACGGUAUGGAAAGUCUGUUCCCUACACAGUGA
This is a messenger RNA of Penicillium robsamsonii, 1413 nucleotides long. RefSeq lists its product as uncharacterized. The record is from RefSeq and is a predicted model, not a curated record. NCBI's taxonomy places the organism in Eukaryota, Fungi, Ascomycota, Eurotiomycetes, Eurotiales, Aspergillaceae. Bases 1 to 1413 code for a protein of 470 amino acids. The transcript has 2 exons.